This is a messenger RNA of Acipenser ruthenus (sterlet), 4067 nucleotides long. RefSeq names its product protein FAM8A1-like. NCBI's taxonomy places the organism in Eukaryota, Metazoa, Chordata, Actinopteri, Acipenseriformes, Acipenseridae. The record is from RefSeq and is a predicted model, not a curated record. Bases 317 to 1363 code for a protein of 348 amino acids. The transcript has 5 exons.
AAAUGUUCGUUGCAAUUGAAUCAAAUAUUUUUUUUACGUAUUUACGAUACCCUAAAACGUCACGGAGUUGUGGACUGUACCAUAAUUUAUUAGGAAAGCGGGGGUGUUUGUAAUGGCGAUAUGGUAAUAUUGUAAAGUAUUGGGUGACUACGGUACUUACUUGUAGGAUAUUAAACGGUUAUAAUAAAGAUGUACAUAGAAAAAUUAUAGUUUAUACUUUAUAAUUAAAGAUUACACAAAUGCGUCCUUGUUCACGACUUGGAAACGCCAUCCCGGAAUUGCCUGUGUGUGUUGUUGUUGUGUAAUACUUGCUGUCAUGAUGGCGGAUUUGGGAGGAGGUUUAGAUAAGUUAUCUGCGUCAAACUCUAUGGAUAAAACCAAUAUAAUUGCUCCAAAACUCAGGACUGGGACAGACAUGGCCGCCACAAAAACAAGGAACCCUGGUCAUAAUUCGGAAAGUAAAAAAGGCCCGGACAGUCAUGCGACCGCCUCGGAAUACUGCGGGAAGGUACAGGAGUGGAUGUGGCAGUACUACGGAUAUAUGAACUGGCAAAACUGGAUGGCGAUGUCUAUUUCCCCCUUUCCUCCUUGUUAUUCUUCGUACCCAGCAGCAACCCAGAACGGGGCCACGCCAGCUUGGCAAGUUGGUCAAUCUGUCCAGGAUGUUCGGGUUUGGUAUAAUAAUAAUAUCAAUCAGUUCCCCUUUCCUGUCCCACCUUAUUUUGUGCCUCCCCCGGUUGCAGUCGCCGGUUCUCAGGGACAGGUAGCUGCUGGAACAACCCCUAUGUCUGCAAGACCAGUGCAGCAGCUGCAUGGAAAUGUACAGCAAGCAGGUCGCGAAUAUACAAUUCCUUCACCAUUACACAGAUUCCUAGCUGAAAUAGUAGACUUCUUCAUCCUUUUCUUCAUAAAGGCGUCCAUUGUUUUAAGUAUCAUGCACUUCAGUGGAAUGAAGGACAUUUCCAAGUUUGCCAUGAAUUACAUUGUUGAGGAAAUCGAUGAAGACACUUCCAUGGAAGAGUUGCAGAAAAUGAUGAUUGUAGCUCUGGUCUACAGGGUGUUAGUUUGCUUUUAUGAGAUAAUUUGCAUCUGGGGAGCAGGCGGAGCCACUCCAGGCAAGUUUCUGCUUGGCCUUCGGGUUGUCACUUGUGACACGUCGGUGCUUGUCCGACAGGACCGGGUGAUUGUGAUGCCUGCAUCAAAUGUCAGCCUGUCAGCGUCUACGGUGCGAGCGCUGAACAAAAACUUCUCCAUUGCCUUCUUCUUUCCUGCUUUCAUCACGCUACUGUUUUUCCAGCACAACCGAACAGUCUACGACAUUGUGGCUGGGACGAUCGUGGUGAAACGAAAUGGGGCCAGAUGAUGAGAUAUGGAUCCAGCCAUUAAGCUAGUGAGGUUUAUGGUACCCCCACCAAAUUUGAAAUUCAGUAUGGACAGCAACCUGUAGGAGGAGAAGAGGAAGGUCCUGGAAAAAAAAGAUGCUGAAAACUAACAAAAAACAAAAGAAAAUAAAUUAGAGUAACAGAGAUGACAUCCUUUUGAGACUGAAGAGCUUUUGAUGCUAAUUUAGAUGCAGUGCCUAAAUGUGGAAUAAUGUUGCUGCUGCUCCUUCAGAAUCUGCUCUUUCUCAAUUUAUUUCAAGAAAGACAUAAAAUUGUAUUUCACAUGUUAAUCUUUACUGCCUUUAAUAUGAUUAAAUUGCAUACAAGAUAUACAAUCGCACUUCCCUGUUUCCAUCAGUUUAAUUUGUGAUGGGCAAAACAGGUGGUUGUCAGGUUCUUUUGUAUCCAGUAUGACACAAAUUCAUAUUUUCCAAAGAACAUUCUCAAGAACUUGCUUGCUGCAGUUUGCCAUACCUAAGUUCCCUUUUGAGAAACUUGAGGUUGUAAAUGGUCACGUAUACAUCCAGAACAAUUGAAACACCUAACAGACUUGUCACAUUGAAUUAGUCGCUCUCGCAGCCCUUGGGGCAGUUGUAUGCCUGGUUUCUAGCUUAUUGUUUAAAGCUUGUAUGUGUACAGUUUCAGCCUGUAAUCGAAAUAGGUAAAACCAAAGUGCAAGCAGUUGGAAGGAACAUUUUCAAACCAGCCAUAAGACUGAAGUUGGUUUCAAAGAUCUUCAAAUUCUGAGCCAUCAGUGUUGCAUGUAGUCUUCCCUUUUAAGAACAGACUUUUAAUGAAAUACAUGUCUGUGAUUGCUGUUGCGCAAUAAGAAUGGAUAUGAUCAGAACAUGACAAUACAAGGCAAGGGAAAUUUAGCUUAAGAAUAGAAUUGCACCAAAUUGUUAUUCAUUUAGAUACAAGUUUUAGUGUUGUAUAUUUUUAAAUAUUAGAAUAUCUUUAAUGACAAGGCAGCUUGUUUAAAUUUUUGAUUGUGGUUUGGGUUUGUCUAAAACUACUCUGUUUUGAUUACAAGUUGGUAUUUGAAUAGAAAUUUCUUGUGUGAUUUAUUCAUUGUCGAUUUUAAAGAAUUGUUCUUAGUAAACACAUCUAAUCUGACUUAAAUUAAUUAUAACAAAGUUAUAUCCUACAAUAAAGAACAGUUCUAUUUGCAAACACCUAAAGUAAAGUUGUCUUUGUGAUAUUGUAGCGAUUUGAUAUUGCAGCGAUUUCCUAAAACAUUUCAGCAAUAUUUUUUCAUUUAUUAUAAUUAAAUUUACAGAAUUGAAUUAUAAUAUAUACACUGUUGCAUUCUUUUUAGUACCGAUCAUGUUAUAUUUUUUGAUGGUCUUUUGAUUUCAGUAACAAACACCCAAAUCACGUUUUUGAACAAUUGAAGCUUAUUAUGUUUGCCAUUACCCAAAAGAGACAUCAGCUACUACACUGCUUUCAUUAAUAUAUAUAUAUAUAUAUAUAUAUAUAUAUAUAUAUAUAUAUAUAUAUAUAUAUAUAUAUAUUACAUAUAUAUAUAAAAGGAAUCUUAUAUGCAAAAAUGACCUGUUUUACAAACAUACAAAAUAGCUUUGUACAAACCUUUUGAUAAUUGCUGCAAUGAUUUGUCACAUAGACACGGUAGAGCUACAGGGCUAGGUUAGUUUCAGCAUUGCAUUGUAUUGUACAGUAUAUGCAAACCUCAUACAUUUAGCUUUUGAAGCAUAACAGGACUGAACACCAGUCAGGGUCAUUUGUAAAGCUUUAAAAAAACAAAAAACUCAGCCAUUCAAUGUUAGAAUUUCAGUUUAGUGAUUUUUUUUUCUUCUUAGGUUGAUUAAAAAUGAACUAAACUAAACUUUAGAUUUGAACAUUGAUCAAAUGUCAUUAUGACUUUGUCAUAGUACAUGUAAAAGAUGAACCUUGACUUGCUUCAGUUAAUUUAACAAAGUGGGAAAGCUGCAGUCUUGUAGUAAACAUAAUAUGACCAAACAUUUGCAGUUAACACAAUGAGGUAUAUUCAAUGCAGCUAAACCGUGGGAGAGUUAAAUACUAAAUUAGGAUCAAACCUGUAAUUGGACUUUUAAAACAAACAUACAUUUAAGAGGCUCAUGCACACUGUUACAGAUGUUGGUUUUCUCAAAACUCAUUCUUUUAAUGAUUUAAACAACUGCAGUAUUUAGAUUCAUCACCGUUCAGAUCAAUUUAAUAAACUCCAAUAUGUAGUCCAAAAACAAAAACCUGGUCAUCUUUGUUAUGUAAUUUAUUUUAACAGUUCAUAUUGACUUUUCUUUUUAUUAUUUUAAAACAGCAUAAAGCUAAGACAUGGGAAUGGUUUAUACAAGAACUGCUUUAAAUACAGAGUACAUCAACCACCUAGCAUUCAUGUAUUUUGUAUUCAAUUUUAGAAGUAAACUAUUUCCAAGUUCUGGAUUUGAGGUGGACAUUUUGUGUGUAUAUGUAUGUGUGCGUAUAUAAUUUUUUUUUCAGGAAUAAAAACUCAGACCAGCAGCACAAUGUUUAUAUUGGACAGCCUAUACAGUAUGAUGGUAUUCAAACUGCAUGCAUUGCAAUAAUCAACAAAUGUGUUUUUGAAUCUUGUAUGAAAAUACAGUAUUACUUACAGUAUUAAUAUGUUUUAGAUUUAAAUUUGAGUUGAUGGUAUUUUAUGAAAUAUUAAAGCAUAUGUUAACACUG